AUGGACGUAAUUCAAAGACGACUAUUCGACAUUCAAAGAAUAGAGAAACAAAAUUUCAAAGCUAAACAAAAUAAAAAAUUCAAACGAGACCGUUUAAACCAACAAAGUUCCGUUUUUGAAGAAGAUCCAAUUUUAAACUUGUUAAAAGAGAGUAAAUCAAAACAACCGAGGAAAAGGCGUUUUAAAAAACAAAAACACGCAGUUCAAGAUAAGUUAGUUGUAAAUCUGUCAUCAAUAGAACUAACUACCUCUGAGGAAAAACUAUUGAGUAAAGGCCUUAAUUUUUGUCCAGCUCCAGCAACCGUCAACAAUUUACAACUUGAGACAGAUGUAGAAGCAUUUGCCAGGCGUCUCCGGUUGAAAGAACAUUUCAAUAGACAACAGAAGAAAAAUUUAAAAGAAGCCGGAAUGAAUGAAUCUGAUUAUGAGAGUGAUGAAGGAGACAUAUGCAUCCCAAAAUUUAAAAAGAAAAGUACAUGGAAUCCCCCUAAAAGCAAAAACGACAAUUUGGAAUCAUUCAUUACAUCAGUCAAAGCUGAGGUCAGAUCUUCAAUCAGUGGUAAACAAGUCAGAAAUAUUUCAAAGUCAGAAAGUCAAGCCAUGAUUAACUUAAAAGACCGUGACGAAAUUGUUAUCAAACAAGCUGACAAAGGAAGUGCCGUUGUAGUGAUGAACAAGGCAGACUACAUCGAAGAAGGAAAUCGUCAACUCUCAAACGCUAAAUUUUAUAAAGAACUAACAUGUGAUCCAACAAAAGAAAUCAACAAAAAAAUUAAUGACGCCCUCUCAGAAAUGAAUAAAGAUAAACAAAUUGAUGACGAUACGUACGAUUAUCUACGCCCAGACGAAACGUGCACAGCCGGUCGAUUCUACUUACUUCCAAAACUUCACAAAGAAGGGAUUCCAGGGAGACCUAUAGUAUCAGCUAAUGGCCAUCCCACCGAAAAAAUUUCUGAAUUUGUUGAUUACCAUCUCAGACCACAUGUUCAACAACUACCAUCUCAUAUUCAAGAUACGACUGACUAUUUGAAGAAAAUGAAUUCCUUAAGUCCUUUACCCAACAACACAAUUUUGGUUUCAAUGGAUGUGUGUUCUUUAUACACAAAUAUUCCAAAAGAUGAAGGAAUAGCCGCGUGUGAAAAAGUAUGGAAUACUCGAAAGGAUAAACAUCCCCAAACUGACUGUCUAGUUCAAUUGCUCAAGCUAGUUCUUGAAAAUAACAACUUUAUUUUCAACGACAAGCACUUUUUACAGAUUGACGGAACUAGUAUGGGAACAAAAAUGGCACCUUCUUUUGCCAACAUUUUUAUGGGGGAUCUCGAAGAACGCAUCCUUUUGAGUGUGCCAUACAAACCUUUGUCAUGGCUCCGUUUUAUUGAUGAUAUUGACAUGAAAUGGAACGAUACUGCAGAACAUUUGCAAGAUUUCUUAGAUCAUUGUAAUCAGUUCCAUCACUCAAUUAAAUUUACAUCUGAAUUUUCAAGCGAGAAAAUUGCUUUUCUCGACACCACCACAUUUGUAAAAAACGGGAUCAUGACAACUGACCUCCACACAAAGAAAACUGAUAAACACCAGUUCCUUUCUCCAAAAAGUUGUCAUCCGAAACACUGCUCCAGGAGUAUACCUUACAGUCAAGCCAUCAGACUAAAGCGAAUUUGCUCCUCUGAAUCCAAACUUAACUAUCGUUUGGGACAACUAAAAACACAGCUGAAAUCAAGAGGAUAUAAAACCAAAAACAUCACAGACGCUUUUGAUAAAGCUAAAGAAAAAGAUCGAGCUAGCCUCAUGGAAUACAAAAAUAAGGCGACCCGUGCAGAUAGAAUUCCGUUUGUUGUAACAUUCCAUCCCGAUUUGACAAAUAUUUCAUCUUCUAUCCGAAAGCACUGGCGUCUAAUCGAAAAUGACUCGUCCUUAAAAGAAAUUUUUCCAUCACCUCCUCUUAUUGCCUAUCGCAGACCCAAAAAUCUCAAAGACAUACUUGUGACAUCAAAAGUAAAGAAACAAGAAACUUCAAAAUUUGGGUGUUACAAACAAUGCGGUAGAAGGAACUGUAAGUGCUGUAAAGCCGCCAACACUGACCACUCUUUCAGCAGCACGGUAACAAAGCAGCGAUACAACAUCUAUGUUACAUCUAAUUGCAAAACGGAAAAUAGUAUUUAUAUUCUUACUUGUGGAACUUGCAAGCUGCAGUAUGUUGGUGAAACAGAAACCACAUUUAAUAUCAGACUAAACAAUCAUCGGUCGUUUUAUACAAAAGGAAGAAACUGUCCAAUUACGAGACACCUCUUAAGAACAGGACAUACUUUUGAAAAUAUCACCUUUCAAAUAAUUGAGGUAAACCAAAAUUGGGACCCAGAAAUGAGAAAAAAGAGAGAAAGGUUCUGGAUGCAUCAGCUACGUACUCUUGAACCUGAUGGACUUAAUGAGAGGGAUGAAAAACAGUUCUACCCGAAAGCAAAGGAAUAA
Mytilus trossulus (common blue mussel) is the source of this 2466-nucleotide messenger RNA. RefSeq lists its product as uncharacterized. Bases 1 to 2466 code for a protein of 821 amino acids. The record is from RefSeq and is a predicted model, not a curated record. Lineage: Eukaryota; Metazoa; Mollusca; Bivalvia; Mytilida; Mytilidae. The transcript has a single exon.